Molecule: messenger RNA, 1490 nt
Organism: Ochotona curzoniae (black-lipped pika)
Lineage: Eukaryota; Metazoa; Chordata; Mammalia; Lagomorpha; Ochotonidae
Gene: LIPH
Product: lipase H
Exons: 10
Coding region: 135-1490 (451 amino acids)
Biological process (GO): lipid metabolic process
Molecular function (GO): lipase activity; carboxylic ester hydrolase activity
Source: RefSeq, a predicted model, not a curated record
GGGGAACUUCCUGUUGUCACCGCACCUCUGAGUGAGUUAUCAGAGCUCCGCGGCAGCAAAGCCCGAGUGAGAACGCAGGCUCUGGGACGGAAAUCACUCCUGCGAAUGUGACAGGCGUUCUCUCCACUCUCCAUAUGCUGAGAUUGUAUCUAUUCAUCAGUUUGCUGUGCUUGGUGAGAUCAGACACAGAUGAACCAUGUCCUUCAUUCACCAGGCUGAGUUUUCACAGUGCAGUGGUUGGUACAGAACUCAGCGUGAGGCUGCUGCUCUACACAAGAGAAAACAGCUCCUGUGCACAACUCAUCAACUCCACAACUUUUGGAAACUUAAAUAUAACCAAGAAGACCACCUUCAUUGUCCAUGGAUUUAGGCUAACAGGCUCCCCUCCAGUUUGGUGGGAAGACUUAGUAAUGGCUCUGCUCAAUGUAGAAGACAUGAAUGUGGUUGUUGUUGAUUGGAAUCGCGGGGCUACAACUGUACUUUACAACCAGGCCGCUAGCAACACCAAGAAAGUGGCAUUAAUCUUGAAAGAGUUUAUCGACCAGAUGUUGGCAAAAGGAGCUUCUUUGAACGACAUCUACAUGAUUGGAGUAAGUCUAGGAGCCCACAUAUCUGGGUUUGUUGGAGAGAUGUACGAUGGGCAGCUGGGACGAAUUACAGGUCUUGACCCUGCCGGCCCUUUAUUCAAUGGGAAGCCUCCCCAGGACAGAUUGGAUCCCAGUGAUGCACAGUUUGUUGAUGUCAUCCAUUCAGACAUUGACGCACUGGGCUUCAAGGACCCAUUAGGAAACAUAGAUUUCUACCCAAAUGGAGGAUCGGAUCAACCUGGUUGCCCCCAAACAAUCUUUGGAGGGAUGCAGUACUUUAAAUGUGACCACCAGAUGUCCGUGUUCCUGUACCUUUCCUCCCUGAGAAAGAACUGUACCAUCACUGCCUACCCCUGCGACUCCUACCGGGAUUACAGGAACGGCAAGUGCAUCAACUGUGGCACAUCCCAAGGGAAGCCCUGCCCCCUGCUGGGGUACUAUGCCUACAGAUGGAAGGACUAUUUGAAUGAGCAAGAUCCUCCAAUGAUUAAAGCAUUCCUCGACACAGCUGACAGGGAGCCAUACUGCAUAUAUCAUUACUUUGUGGAUAUUAUAACUUGGAACAAAAACAUCAGAAGAGGGUCCAUUACAAUCAAGUUGCGAGAUGAAGCUGGAAACAUCACAGAAUCCAAAAUCAAUCACGAACCAGCCACAUUUCAGAAAUAUCACCAAGUGAGUCUGCUUGCAAGAUUUAAUCAAGAUUUAGAAAAAGUGGCAGAGAUUUCCUUGGUGUUCUCUACAGGAUCUGCAAUAGGCCCCAAGUACAAGCUCAGGAUUCUGCGGAUGAAGUUAAGGUCACUUGCCCACCCAGACAGGCCCCAGCUGUGUCGGUAUGAUCUGGUCCUGAUGGAAAAUGUUGAAACGUUCUUCCAACCCAUUCUCUGCCAGCAGCAGCAGAUGUAA